GUGUUUUGCCCUUUUCAAAGAUGUCGGCACCAGGAGGAGACACGUUUUCCGACGCAGAGAGAGAAAAGGUUGAAGAAAUGGAGGAUAGCGAGGAAGAGCAGGAGGGGAUGGAGGAGAGCGACGGGGACGAGGAGGGAGACGGGACGGCCCAGACUCGAGUGUAUAUCCCCGGAAUCGAGCCGCUGCAGCCUGGAGAGGAGUUAGAAAUGGACCAGACCGCCUACAGACUGUACCAUCACUGCCAAACCGGCGCUCCCUGUUUGAGUUUCGAUGUGAUCCGCGAUGAUCUGGGUGAAAACAGAGAAGAGUCUCCGCUGUCGAUGCUGCUGUGUGCCGGGACCCAGGCAGAAACUGCUCAGGCCAACAGGCUGCUGGUGAUGCGAAUGCACAAUCUGCACGGAACAAGGAGAGAGGAGGGGGAAGGAGAGGGUUCGGAGAGCGAGAGCGAGGGAGAGGGGGAUGAACAAGAGGAGAAGAAACCAGCCCUGGAGUUAGCCAUGCUCCCCCACUAUGGAGCGAUCAACAGAGUCCGGGUGACUAGGUUUGGGGACGCCCCAUUGGCUGCUGUCUGGUCCGAGAAAGGUCAGGUGGAGAUCUUUGACCUUCGAGCCCAGCUGGAGGCGGUCCAUGAUUCUGCUAUCAUGGCGACGUUUCUACGGGAACAGCAGAAAGAGGCCACGCCCCUGUUUACCUUCACUGGUCACAUGACAGAGGGAUUCGCUGUUGAUUGGUCACCUAAAGUACCGGGUCGCCUAGCAACAGGAGACUGUAAGAAGCAGAUCCACGUUUGGGAGCCCAGGGAAGGAGGGGCAUGGCAUGUAGACCAACGCCCCUUUGCAGGCCACACCCAGUCUGUCGAAGACAUCCAAUGGUCUCCCACGGAACCCACGGUCUUUGCCUCAUGUUCGGUCGACACCUCGAUUCGGAUUUGGGACACCCGCGCCCCGCCCUCCAAGGCCUGCAUGCUCUCAGCCAAUCAGGCGCACUCCUCCGACGUGAACGUGAUCAGCUGGAACCGGAACGAACCUUUCCUGCUGUCCGGGGGGGACGACGGUCUUCUCAAGGUGUGGGAUCUCAGACAGUUCAAGACGGGACGUCCCGUGGCCAGUUUCAAGCUGCACUCGGCCCCCGUCUCCUCAGUCGAGUGGCACCCCACUGAUGGCAGCGUCUUCGCCUCCGCCGGCUCCGACGACGUCGUCGGCCAAUGGGAUCUCUCGGUGGAGUCAUGUGACCCCGGCACAGAGGCGGGGCUCCCCACCUUGCCCCCACAGGUCCUCUUCCUGCACCAGGGUCAGACAGAGGUCAAGGAGGUGCACUGGCACCCCCAGAACAGCGGGGUGCUCGUCUCCACCGCACUCUCGGGGUUCAACGUGUUCCGGACCAUCUCUGUGUGAAUCAGACGCCGUGACGGCUCUGGUAUGGAGCUGGAUUCCCAUUGUGGACUAUGGGGGGAGUUAGAGCCAAGAUGCCAGACAUCGUGUGCAGUUUCAUAAUAAUCUGCUUUAUUUUGUAGCUUAAGGGUAGGUUACUGGAGACAUUCUGGCUCUGACACUGAGCCAGCUUGCUAUUGUGGGCCAUGGAGGUGCUGCAGCCUGGAUGGCCGACGUCUUGUACAGUUUCUGCUGUGUUCUGUUUAAUCGUACAGCAGGUUAUGAAACUAAAGCCGCCUUGACUCUGACUUUAAACAUUAUUUCAAUUCAGCGGAACACAUACUCACGGGGAAUGAUUGCAAAGAGCAGGUGAAGGGGGCAGUGAGAAAAUAACAUCUGUACACUCUUGCAAAAUGAAAAAAAUAAAUACAUCUUCUUAAA
Polyodon spathula (Mississippi paddlefish) is the source of this 1811-nucleotide messenger RNA. It is a transcript of the gene grwd1, whose product is annotated as glutamate-rich WD repeat containing 1. Gene Ontology annotation, molecular function: protein binding. Lineage: Eukaryota; Metazoa; Chordata; Actinopteri; Acipenseriformes; Polyodontidae. Bases 21 to 1394 code for a protein of 457 amino acids. The record is from RefSeq and is a predicted model, not a curated record. The transcript is spliced from 7 exons.